Molecule: messenger RNA, 10284 nt
Organism: Orcinus orca (killer whale)
Lineage: Eukaryota; Metazoa; Chordata; Mammalia; Artiodactyla; Delphinidae
Gene: CLCN4
Product: chloride voltage-gated channel 4
Exons: 12
Coding region: 3567-5849 (760 amino acids)
Biological process (GO): chloride transport; transmembrane transport
Cellular component (GO): synaptic vesicle; membrane; Golgi apparatus
Molecular function (GO): voltage-gated chloride channel activity
Source: RefSeq, a predicted model, not a curated record
UUGCGGCGUGCAUGUGGGACCCAGCUCCUCGACCAGGGAUUUAACCUGGGCUCCCCGCAUUGGGAGUGUGGAGUCUUACCCCUUGGACCAUCAGGGAAGUCCCUGAAUUUUAAAUUUUAUUAAUUUAAAUUAAUUUAAACUUGAAUAGCAGCUUGUGGCUAGUGGCUACCAUAUUGAAGCAGUGCAAUUUUACCCUGUAUUACUGUGUAAGGGGAAUAAUUAUGUCCAACUGGCCAGGGGUUACAUGCCCUGCUUGUCCCUGUGGGUGGGUUUAUGUGAGUUGACAAUGGUGUGCAAAUGAACUGGGCCACAUGGGGCUUUAUAUAUAGGUGUGUGUGUGUUAGAUUGUGAGUCUUUAUAACUUUUUCCACUCGGCUCAAAAUAUGCUAGGUAUUUUGAUAAGUAUAUAUAGAGGUACACAUUUUUCCUUGCGUCUCAGGCUGCAGUAAGGCUCUGCAAAGCACUGCUUACUCUUUCCAGAGCCCUCACUUAAGCCUCAAAACGCCCCCAGGUGGUGGAUCCUUUUACUACCUCUACUGCUCCCCACUUUCUAGAAGGGAAAAUCGAGGCUUGCAGAAGCUUGACAAAUAGCGCAGACAAUAAUACUGUAAUGUGGUUGUUAUGUAAUACUUCAAGAUGGCGUCUGAGAACAUUUGAAGACAUUGUUGGUUCUGGUGUAACACUGUAUCCCAGAGACAGUUGUUUUUUUUAAUUUUGUUUUGUUUUUUACCAUGUAGUGUGCUUCCAUGUCUACGAAAACUUCCCUUCCCUCUCUGUGUCCCAGUCACUGGGUUCCGCUCCCCAGAGAUAACCACCCUUUGCAGCUUCCUGUGCAUCAGUUCUGAAAUAGUCUAUGAAGAUACAGGCAAUCAUACUUCCCACGUGCCAGCAGUACCACAUUUAAGGGAUUAUAAUGAAGCAGAGCUUCCAGCAUGUUAUACAAUGGUGAACUCUUUAAAAUGACUGGGAAGGGCCUGCCCUGGAGGUCCAGUGGUUAAGACUCCGCGCUUCCACUGCAGGGGGCCUCGGUUUGAUCCCUGGUCGGCCGGGGGAUUAAGAUCCCUCAUGCUGUGGGACUCGGCCAAAAAAAAAGGAAAAAAAAAAGCCUGGGAAAUGGAAGAUUUGAGUGAAUGAAAUUAUACUUUAUAAGCAGGGUGUCUCUGCUUCGGCACUAGUGAUAUUCUGGGCUGGAACCUUCUCUGUUGCAAGGCUGUCCUGGGCACUGUAGGUUGGUGAGCAGCACCCUGGGCCUCCACCCACCAGAUGCCAGGGGCCCCCCGCCCCGAGGUGUGGCAGCCAAAACUGUCCCCAGACAGUGUCCCAUGUACCAGCAGCAGAUAAGAGGAAAAAAAUGUAAAAGAUUCAAAGGGAUUAACAAGUAGAAGUCUGUGAAGAAAACAGAAGGCGCCAGUAUGGAGAAAUUAAAGCUCAAAGGUUAUUACAUAAGUGUUUGAAGAAUCUUUUCAGGAAGGAUCUUAACGGCUAUCUUUCAGUCUUCGCACAUAGCAGAAUAAGAAGUGAAUUUAAAUGGAAGAGAAAUUAAGGCUGGACCUACGGACGAUGAAACGGUAACAUCAGUUCUGAGCUGCCAUCUUCCUUCCUAAAGAUUUUUAUGAGCAGAAUAACCUAGGAUGAUUAGGAAUUGUUCUCUCCGGGCUUUGCGGUUAAGAUUUGAGAAUCUUCAAGGAAUGAAAUCUGCGUUAAAAAGUAGCAAAAUGUACAUAAUCCAUGAUCAUGUCUCCUACAGUGCUUUAAAAAAAAAAAAGCAAUAGCUGUUUCUUGUUACAGAAGCAAUGCAUGUUAAUCGUAGAAAAAUUAGAAAAUGCAGCUAAGCUAAAAAGAAGAAAAUGAGAAAUACCCUUAAUCUCACUAUUGAGUGAAAUACUAAGGUCGAUACUUUAGUAAAUUUGCUUCCCAGUUGUUUUCUCUGUUCAAAGGUAUAUGCUUGCGAAGAUAUAAAUAUAUUAAACUGUAGGAGAAACUCUUCCCUUCUUCCCUUCUAGGUUUUUUGACUGGUCUAAUAAUUAAAUUGACAUAAAAUGGACGAACAGGAGAGAAACAAAUUUAAUUUCCUACGGUAGGGGAGCCCAUAGAAUUCUGAGACUCCAAGAAGUCACCAAAGCAGGCAGCUUUUAUACCUUCUAGACAAGGAAACCAUAAGUUUGUGAAAAAUUGGAGAAACAAAGGGGUUUGGGCUUGGGCUAGCAAAUUAGUGCAAGUAACAAGGUUUGUUUAUACCGCCUUCCAGGUGGUGAAUUCCCUUUCUCCCUAAUAAGGAUGCCUUUUAUCCACCUGGUGGGGGGCAGGGUACCUUCACAUGCCUUUGGGGGGACCAAGGAAGGUCAGAGUGUCUUUUAUUUGCACAGGCUGUUUCUUAAGUACCUUUAAUUCAGAAUAAUCAGUAUGCCAAGUGGCCUAUUUUGGGGGUGGCAUCUUCUGCUUCCCUUCAACACCUACAUACAUUCGUCGGAUCAUUCAGCACAUAAUGCUUUGCAGCUUGCUUUUUCUCAUAUAAGACACCGUGAAUGUCCUUCCAUGUCGAAAAGUAUCUGUUACCAUAUCUGUUUUAAUUCUUGUGUUGUACCGAUGUCUUAUAAACUUAACCAAUCCUCUGUUUCUGGCCACUUAACUUGCUGCUGGUGCUUUGAGGUCAUAAAUAAUACUGCAGCAAUUCUUCCUUUCACGAUUCUUUCCGUUCCUUUCCUUUUUUCCUAAUGAGGCUAGUUCCUGGAGCAAAUGACAGCAAUAGCUGUCGGGGCCACUAUGUUUCAACCCGUGCAUAUUUGCAAGGUUUUUGGUAGGAAUUGCUAAACAGCCCACCAGGAAGACUGUUCAAUUUACAUUCUUAUGGGGGGGUAAUCUUUUCUUUUUUUUUAAGUCCUUGCCAAAAGGACAGUUUCAUGGGCGGAGGUGGAGGAUGUCGGAAGUGAUCUCAUUCUGUUGAAAACUGUGCGCCCCAGUUUUAUAGGCUUUUCCUUAAUUGCCUGUUUGCUAUAAUGUUCUUCACACUUGAACAAUCACCUGGAGAAGAAAAGGUGAAACCUACUGGCAAAAAAAUCGCCCCACGACGAGGAAGGUGCCUCUGCUUGAGUCAUUUCCGCCGAGCCGGAACACAGAGCAAGUCACUUCGGACCUCGGAGGGCAUUUUAUAGACCGCCCCGCGUCCCAGCUCCCGUCGAUUCUUGGAACUCCCACCACCGUAGUCCCGGCAGCCCAACCCCAGCGGGCAGCGCGUCCCGUGUCGGGGACGCGGGGGUUCUCUGUGCACCCGGAGGAACCGACUGUAUGAGGUUUGGAAGGGCCGGCCUCCAGAGCCGAGGUGACCCAGCCUGCCGGGCAGGGCUGAGUGGCUGGACGGAGCACGUGACGCUCGCAGCCUGGCUCUUGGCUCGGGGUAGUGGGGGCCCGCCCCGCGCGCCGAAGGCUGAAAUCGGCUUUUGCCUCCGGCAGGAAAAUGAGCUUGUCAGUUUCUUUCUCUAGCGGACCCUCAACCCACUGGAGCAGGGGAUUUCGGUAGCAUUUAAAUUUUAUGUCUCAGGAAUCUGAAAGCAAAAGGUGUAAGUAGCAUGGUCAAUGCAGGAGCGAUGAGUGGCUCUGGAAACCUGAUGGAUUUCCUUGACGAGCCGUUCCCUGAUGUGGGGACGUAUGAGGACUUCCACACCAUCGACUGGCUGAGGGAGAAGUCACGGGACACCGACAGACACAGAAAGAUAACCAGCAAAAGCAAGGAGUCCAUAUGGGAGUUCAUCAAGAGCUUGCUGGACGCCUGGUCGGGAUGGGCGGUGAUGCUGCUCAUCGGCCUGCUGGCAGGCACCCUGGCCGGGGUCAUCGAUCUCGCCGUCGACUGGAUGACAGACCUGAAGGAGGGCAUCUGCCUGUCCGCCUUCUGGUACAGCCACGAGCAGUGCUGCUGGACUUCCAAUGAGACCACGUUUGAGGACAGGGACAAGUGUCCCCUGUGGCAGAAGUGGUCGGAGCUGCUGGUGAAACAGUCGGAGGGUGCCAGCGCUUACAUUUUGAAUUACCUAAUGUACAUCCUGUGGGCGUUGCUGUUUGCGUUUUUGGCCGUCUCCCUGGUACGAGUAUUUGCACCAUACGCCUGUGGCUCUGGUAUACCCGAGAUAAAGACCAUCUUGAGUGGCUUCAUCAUCAGGGGCUACUUGGGCAAGUGGACCCUGCUGAUCAAGACUGUCACCCUGGUGCUGGUGGUGUCCUCGGGCCUGAGCCUUGGCAAGGAAGGGCCGCUGGUGCACGUGGCAUGCUGCUGUGGCAACUUCUUCAGCAGCCUCUUCUCCAAGUACAGCAAGAACGAGGGCAAGAGGCGCGAGGUGCUGUCAGCUGCGGCCGCUGCUGGGGUCUCUGUCGCCUUUGGUGCUCCGAUCGGGGGUGUGCUUUUCAGUCUGGAAGAGGUCAGCUACUACUUUCCCUUAAAGACCUUGUGGCGGUCCUUUUUUGCGGCCCUGGUGGCAGCCUUCACGCUGCGAUCCAUCAAUCCCUUUGGGAACAGCCGCCUCGUCCUCUUCUACGUGGAGUAUCACACGCCCUGGUACAUGGCCGAGCUCUUCCCCUUCAUCCUGCUUGGGGUCUUCGGGGGCUUGUGGGGAACCCUCUUCAUCCGCUGCAACAUCGCCUGGUGCAGGAGGCGCAAAACCACCAAGCUGGGGAAGUACCCGGUGCUGGAGGUCAUUGCGGUGACCGCCAUCACCGCCAUCGUCGCCUACCCCAACCCCUACACGCGCCGCAGCACGAGCGAGCUCAUAUCCGAGCUCUUCAAUGACUGCGGGGCCCUCGAGUCCUCCCAGCUCUGUGACUACAUCAAUGACCCCAACAUGACGCGACCCGUGGACGACAUCCCCGACCGCCCGGCCGGGGUCGGGGUUUACACGGCCAUGUGGCAGCUGGCCCUGGCGCUGAUCUUCAAAAUCGUCAUUACCAUAUUUACCUUUGGCAUGAAGAUCCCGUCCGGUCUCUUCAUCCCCAGCAUGGCUGUGGGGGCCAUGGCAGGCAGGAUGGUGGGAAUUGGCGUGGAGCAACUGGCUUACCAUCACCACGACUGGAUCAUCUUUAGGAAUUGGUGCAGGCCCGGAGCAGACUGCGUCACCCCAGGGCUCUAUGCCAUGGUGGGAGCUGCCGCCUGCCUAGGUGGAGUUACCAGGAUGACGGUGUCAUUGGUGGUUAUCAUGUUUGAAUUGACGGGUGGUCUCGAGUACAUCGUGCCCCUGAUGGCAGCAGCCGUGACCAGCAAGUGGGUGGCUGAUGCCUUUGGGAAGGAAGGCAUCUACGAGGCCCACAUCCACUUAAAUGGGUACCCGUUCCUGGACGUGAAGGACGAGUUCACCCACCGCACGCUGGCCACUGACGUCAUGCGGCCAAGGCGGGGGGAGCCGCCGCUGUCCGUGCUCACCCAGGGCAGCAUGACCGUCGAGGACGUGGAGACGCUCAUCAAGGAGACCGACUACAACGGCUUCCCCGUGGUCGUCUCCAGGGACUCGGAGCGCCUCAUCGGGUUCGCCCAGAGGAGGGAGCUGAUUCCUGCCAUAAAGAACGCCAGACAGAGGCAGGAGGGCAUCGUGAGCGACUCGGUCAUGUACUUCACCGAGGAGCCCCCUGAGCUGCCAGCCAACAGCCCGCAGCCCCUGAAGCUGCGGCGCGUCCUGAACCUCAGCCCUUUCACCGUCACGGACCACACCCCCAUGGAGACGGUGGUGGACAUCUUCCGGAAGCUGGGGCUCCGCCAGUGCCUGGUGACGCGGAGCGGGAGACUUCUUGGCAUCAUCACGAAAAAGGAUGUUCUGAGACAUAUGGCCCAGAUGGCAAACCAGGACCCUGAAUCCAUCAUGUUUAAUUAGAAACAAGAUGGCAGUUUCUUUGAGAAAAAUACAACUGUGUCAUUUGAAAAGAAAUAAACAAAUGAUAUGUCAUCCUAAUGAACGGUCAUGCACUGGGGGCAGCGGAAACAAAAGCUUUGUUUAAAAGGAAGGGAAGAAGAAUGAAACUUAGAAAAAAUACAUUGGCGAGUAGGCAUUUUAUAGCUUUAACCCCUUAUGAGUUUCAAGCUGUGUUAUGAGUUUAGUAACUACUGUGGGGGCCCGUGGGUGGGUGUAAAUGAUACGGUUUGUACAAGGACAUGGAACACAAUUGCUGAGUCAAGAAACAUUUGCCCCUCCUGUUGAAGGCUGGUGUUGGUGAAGCUUUGAGUCUGAAAGGCCAAGGGGUAUUGGCGUGUCAGCGUCCUUAUUUAUUGGUUCCUGAGGUUUGGCUGUUAUGUUACUGAAUCAGAUUAAAGAUAUUUGCACUUACUUUGUUGGAAAAGAAAAAUUAAAUGUGAACGUAGUGAAAGCUGCAAGUAUGCUAGUGGGUUCACUCGUGACCAGCCGUUGCUGGCUCCUGUAUUCAGCCUGUUAUUUUGCUUAUCCAUUGCUUUCUGAACCAACAUUGGGUCACCUGCCAUGUUGAGUAUGAAGAAAUCAUUUCUCUAUGCAAGACCAGCAUCUUGGGACUGCGCGAUGAACUGUCGAGCAUUUAGUGCUGCACUGUUUCCUGCCACGAAAAGGGAUUCGUGCUUAUUUUGAGGGUAUACAUACCCCUCAUUGAUUUGCAUCCCCAUCGCAUUUGCUUCAUUUAUUUGUUGCUGUUGCCUGUGCAUUCUUAAAUAUUGAUCAGUCUAGCGCUUUCCAAGGGCCAUGUCCUAUAUUCUGCCAGCUUGCCGUAGUGGCUGAAUUUCCAAAUAGCAUAUACAAGAGUCAAAACAGGCUACCCAGUGUUACUACUUUUUUUUCCUCUCAGAUCCUAUUAAAUGUGGCUGCCGAGAGGGUGAGGCAGACGAGUUCUCUGUGGGAACUCCUCCAAAUGGGUUGCAAGAGAAAUGCUAAGUUGAUUCUAAAUCUGUUCCAUUCUCUUCUCUGUAGAGUGCAAAACAUUCAGCUUUAAAGUGUAAGCAUGUACUUUCAUAUUAACAAUCAAAGCGCAGAAGGACAGAGUAAAAUUCGAGACAGCCAAUUUGAGCACUGGGUGUCUUUGAACUGAACGUUAUAAUACAUUUAUUCUUUUAGUCAGGACUUCUGUCUUGUCCGUGGGAAGGAAGUUGUGUUUCUUAGGUCCACUGGGUGAUCUCUGUAAGACUGAUCCCCCUUGCCCGUUCACUUUCGUCUUUGUUCUUCCCUUUUCACCGAGUCAACCUCAUCCUUUUCAUUCUCAUCAUUGGAUAUUGAUGUGUCAGGUGUGCAUUUGGCUGCAAGUAAUAGAAAACGGAACACACAACGAAGAGCUGCAUAAGAAACCUGGAGGUGGGCACUCAGGACUGUCUGUCUCCGUAGUAUCGUCGACGACUCACAGUCUUUGGUAGUUUUUUCCUACCAUCCUUACCCUUUCUCCUUUGGGUCACUGCCUUGUAGUCACAAGAUGCUCACUGAACCGCCAGGUCCGGUAUCUGCUUUCUAAGCAGAAAGAGGGAGGAAGAGGCAAAUGACAAGGCGCAGUGUCCGCGUCGGGAAGGCAAAGCUUUCCCCGAGAUGCUCGGCUUUCCUCCACUGGCUAGCCUUCUGUCGCAUGGCGCCCCCAGCUGUGUGUGAGUCUGGGAAGGAAAAUAUUUAGCUACGUAGGCAUAUUACGCUGAAUGAGAUUGAGACUCUCUGAGUAAGGAAGGGGGAUUGCUCCUUGGGAGGGGGUGUUGUCUGCUCUGUUGGACGCUGUCAUCGUGUCCCUGUCAUUGUCCUUCUCUUUCUCACUGACCCCCUCCAAACACUCUCCUGUGACCUUAUAGUCCCCCACCCCUCCUCUUGGCUUUGACGUAGAACUCCCAGUCAGAUGCCAUCGUUUCUUAGCCCUAAUAAAAAUGUUCAUUCUGGAUAAAAACCUAUCUAUAAGAGGGCUUCCGUGAAACUUCUAGUGGAUACAAGAAAAUAUACGGAUAUGUUUAACCUGACUGAAAACUUAAAGGAGUUUUAAGUCAGAUCACGCUGACAAAUUAUGGAAAAUAUGUUUCUGUAAUUAACUGGCCUCCUCCCAAAUAAUAUCAGAUAGGCACUUCGGUGUGGAAAGGUCAGUCUAUACUAGAGAAUGUAAUCUUUGGUCCUAUAAGAGAAUGAAAUUUGUUGUCUCACUCACAGCACCUAAGUACUGAGUAACGGAUCCUAACAUUUUGUUGCUAUUGAGGUUUCCACGGAACAGUGCGAGUGAAGCUGGAUUCUCCUGGACUUUCAAUCCUAAAAAGUCUUAAUGUACUUCCCUUCUUAACUCCCAUGUAGGCUCUCGAAAGAGUCUUAGUCGUAGCCUCGAUUUUUAUAAUCCAGGACACCCUGUUAGCCGAAACAAGGAGCUUCAGAAGGGAACACGCAACAGUGAACAGACAGCCAAAGGUCAGUAAAACCACAGAAUUCCCCCUCCUCCAGCUGAGGCCUGGGAAGGGGAGGGGAGAGUUGACUCUGGGCCGAGGUCACCGAUGGGGCUUGUGUCCUCUCCCCAUUGCUUAGCAUGGAGACGUCCGUGGGAUUCAGAGGGCCAGCAUCAGACAGGCAGGUUGAGGCCGGGAUCGGGGGCUUGCGGCGUCACUGCCAGAGCCAAUUGCCUGCCUUCCCUGGAGCCCUGACCUGUAGCCACCGGCCCGGGCCUCAGACACACUCACGGGGAAAGCACUGCUGGGCCCUUUGUGACACUUUCUCAUAGAAGUACGUGGAUGGGGAUUCUGAAGGUGUUGGCUGUAUUCAAAUGUAGAACUUCAUCCACUUUACCUGGUGAUCUGUUGAACGAGAUAAGUAGAUCUGGAAUGUGGACGUGAAACCAACAUUUCUUAGAAUACUGUUUUUGUUUCAUUUUCCAGAACCAAAGGCUGUAGACAUUCGUUGAACUUUCUGGAUUCUUUCUGAAUUGUUUUUUUAAUGUAAAUAAAUAUAAGUACAUAAUGGAAAAGGAGUUCUGUAAUGAGGUACAUCAACCUACUUCUUGCUCUUUUUCUAUCACUAAGGGAAUGUGUUACAGAAGGACAGAUGGCAAAUAAAAAGCAUCCCGAAUGUGACAUGUGGAUUUCUUGUGUUUUUCAGCGCAUCCCCUGGGAAUGCAGAUGUGCAUGUGGCUUUUACGGAAAAGCAAGUGUGCUAGGAGCAAAUCUGUAUUCAGUGUUUGCUGUUCCUUAGAACCAGUCAAUCUUAAAGUUCUCUAUUUGACAUUUCCUGACGACUUGAUAAAGGAGAAGACAUGUCAAUACAUAUUUUUUUGGCCCUAAUAAGUCACAGAAACUGAAAAAUUUCCAGCAGUUUGUUUCACUUAGGUGAGAAUUGGUUCCUUUAAAUUAUCAACACAUGCGAAAUCUGUUCAGUAUUCAUUGUAUUUAUUAUUCAGAUGCUGAGCUGGAACAGGUGAGAAACCCAAGGAGGAGAACUAUUGAAUUUCAAGUAAUUAUAUUAUGUCUUCAUUUUCAUUUCGCGUGGGCAGUGUUUUAUCAGACUCAGCUUCUAACCUUUGAAAUAUGGUUGACCUGAGCGGGGAGCCUGUCUAUCUAAGUUGGGAAGCAUGAACCAGACUCCAUUUUCACCGGCGCAGUCCUAACUAUUUAUUUGCCAUCCUAGUUGUGCUGGGAAAAAGAUAUAUUCGCUUUUGGUGUUGGAAUGAUGACAUAGCAAUGCGGUUUGUUUUUGUUUUGUUUUUUUGGCGGUACGCGGGCCUCUCACUUCUGUGGCCUCUCCCGUUGCGGAGCACAGGCUCCGGACGCGCAGGCUCAGCGGCCAUGGCUCACGGGCCCAGCGGCUCCGUGGCAUGUGGGAUCCUCCCGGACCGGGGCACAAACCCGUGUCCUCCGCAUCGGCAGGCGGACUCUCAACCACUGCGCCACCAGGGAAGCCCAAUGCGGGUUUUUUUUUUAAUUUAUUGUAACACUCUGUGUAAACGUUGGCACCUUUCUAAACAUUACAUGUUCGAACUCUGUUUUUUUUAAAGGAACUAUUUAUUUUAUUGGAGCAUAAUUGAUUUAUAAUGUGUUAGUUUCAGGUGUACAGCAAAGUGAUUCAGUAAUACAUAUAUUCACUUUUUCAGAUUCUUUACCCAUAUAGGUUAUUACAGAAUACUGAGUAGAAGAGUUCCCUGUGCUAUACAGUAGGUGCUUGUUGGUUAUCUGUUUUAUAUAUAGUAGUGUGUGUAUGUUAAUCCCAAACUCCUAAUUUAUCCCUCCCCCCACCGUUCCCCUUUGGUAACUGUAAGUUUGUUUUCGAAAUCUGUGAGUCUGUUUCUGUUUUGUAGAUAUGUUCGUUUGUAUCAUUUUUUAAAAUUAGAUUCCACGUAUGCAUGAUAUCA